Messenger RNA from Erigeron canadensis, 3241 nucleotides. Its product is annotated as poly [ADP-ribose] polymerase 1. Gene Ontology annotation, molecular function: zinc ion binding; NAD+ poly-ADP-ribosyltransferase activity; NAD binding. The transcript has 20 exons. The record is from RefSeq and is a predicted model, not a curated record. Gene Ontology annotation, cellular component: nucleus. The coding region runs from base 89 to 3001 and encodes 970 amino acids. NCBI's taxonomy places the organism in Eukaryota, Viridiplantae, Streptophyta, Magnoliopsida, Asterales, Asteraceae.
AUACUUUUUCGUCACAAAAAAAUAUAAUAUUUUCAAGAAACAGGAAGAAAACAGUGUGUUUGUGUGAGGGAGUGUUUGAGAGAAGAGAAUGGCGAGUCCACCAAAGCCAUGGAAGGCAGAAUAUGCAAAAUCAGGAAGAUCUGCUUGCAAAACUUGCAAAACCCCAAUUGAUAAAGAAGUAUUACGUCUUGGAAAGAUGGUUCAAUCCACCAAAUUUGACGGUUUUAUGCCUAUGUGGAAUCAUGCUCGGUGCAUCUUGAAGAAGGCAAAACAAAUUAAAUCGUGUGAUGAUGUAGAAGGCAUUGAAACACUUCGUUGGGAAGAUCAGCAGAAGAUAAGACAGUAUGUAGAAGGUGGUGGCAGCGGAUCCCCAAGUUCAUCUGCUUCCACUGCUACAAAAUGCACAAUUGAAGCUUCAAAAACUCCUCGUGCUACUUGUAAGAUCUGCAAAGAAAAGAUUACCACAGGAGAGGUUCGUAUAUCUAGUAAGCCUGAGGGUCCAGGUGCUAGAGGCUUGGCAUGGCAUCAUGCUAAAUGUUUCAUGGAGUCUUUUCCAGCUAUUCAACCUAAAAGUUUGGAUGGUUGGGAAAGCCUGUCAGGUUCAGACAAAAAAACCGUUGAUUCAAUGUUCAAGGUUUCAACUACCAAAGAAGGCAAAGAAGAAGUGAAGGAGGAGAAAGAGACCGUAAAAGGAAGCUCUAAACGUAAAGCAACUGUUGACCGUGACGAGAAGUCAAAGAUAGCUAAGACCGAAGAUUGUGAGCCAGAACCAUCUAAGUUGAAUAGUCUACUAGAGGCCCAAACGAAAGAAUUAUGGGCUCUUAAAGAUGAUCUUAAAAAGAAUGUAUCAACAGCAGAGUUGCGGGAAAUGCUCGAAGCUAAUAAUCAAUCUUCAUCAGGAUCUGAACUUGACCUGCGUGACCGCUGUGCUGAUGGGAUGCUAUUUGGACCACUUGAAAUUUGUUCAAUGUGUUCUGGGCAUCUUCAUUAUUCGGAAGGUACUUAUAAAUGCAGAGGAUUUCUAACUGAAUGGAGCAAGUGUGCCUACUCCACUUCCAAGCCUGCUCGCUCGAAAGGAAAAUGGAAGAUUCCAGAGGAAACGAAAAACCAAUAUCUGAAGAAGUGGUUUAAGACACAACCCCUCAAAAAGCCUACUCGGAUAAUGCCUCCACCUUCACCUGCUCCUGGAAAACUAGCUGGUAACGGAACAUCUCAGUCAUCCUACAGUGAGAAUUUGGGAGAUUUGAAAGUUUCAAUUAUCAGUUUUUCUUCUAACACUCUGGAUGAGUGGAAGACCAAAGUUGAAAGCGUGGGUGGAGAGUUUCAUGCGAAACUCAAGAAAGACACACACUGCUUAGUUGUAAUUGGAGUGCCAGAUAAUCUGAAUGCUGAGACGAGGAAGGCAAGGAGGAUGAAGAUACCCAUUGUAAGGGAAGAUUAUCUGGUUGACUGCUUUGAAAGAAAUAAGAAACUUCGUUUUGAUAUGUAUAAGAUCGAAUCCGCUGAAGAGUCCAAAAGCAUGGUUACUGUUAAAGUCAAAGGGCGGAGCGCUGUGCAUGAAUCAUCAGGUCUGCAAGACACAGGCCAUAUCUUAGAACAUGGCAAGAGCAUUUAUAAUACAACUUUGAGCUUAGCGGACCUAUCCACAGGCAUCAACAGUUGUUAUAUCCUUCAGAUCAUUGAAGAUGAUAAGGGAUCAGAUUGUCAUGUGUUCCGAAAGUGGGGCCGAGUUGGCAAUGAAAAAAUCGGAGGAGUCAAGCUGGAAGAGAUGUCAAAGGCAGAUGCAAUUAUAGAAUUCAAACGACUGUUUCUUGAAAAGACGGGAAAUACAUGGGAAUCUUGGGAACAAAAGACGCUUCAGAAGCAACCUGGGAAAUUCUAUCCAUUGGAUAUUGAUUAUGGGGUGAAUAAAGAUUCACCUCAGAAGAACAAGUUUAAAGAUGCUAAAAGUGAACUUGCUCCCCCACUAGCUGAGUUGAUGAAGAUGUUGUUUAAUGUGGAAACAUACCGAGCUGCAAUGAUGGAAUUUGAGAUUAAUAUGGCGGAAAUGCCCCUUGGGAAGCUUAGCAAAAGUAAUAUCCAGAAAGGUUUUGAAGUAUUGACGGAGCUUCAGAAUCUACUAAACCAGGUGACUGAUAAUCCUGCAGUCAAAGAAAGCAUGAUCGUUGAUGCGAGCAACCGAUUUUUUACAGUCAUUCCCUCUGUUCAUCCACAUGUAAUUAAGGAUGAAGAUGACUUUAAAUUGAAGGUUAAAAUGCUAGAAGCACUUCAAGAUAUUGAAAUAGCUUCUAAGAUAGUAGGGUUUGAUGUUGACAACGGUGAUUCUCUUGAUGAUAAAUAUAGAAAGCUUCAAUGUGAAAUGGUCCCUCUUUCCCAUGAUAGUGAAGAUUAUCGGUUGGUUGAGAAGUAUCUCCAAACUACACAUGCACCUACGCAUACGGAUUGGGCACUUGAACUUGAAGAAGUAUUUACGGUUGAAAGACGAGGAGAGUUUGAAAAGUUCUCACCGUAUAAAAAUAAACUUAAAAACAAGAUGCUCCUUUGGCAUGGUUCACGGUUGACAAACUUUGUUGGUAUAUUAAGCCAAGGACUACGAAUAGCUCCACCUGAAGCUCCAGCAACUGGUUAUAUGUUUGGCAAAGGGGUUUAUUUUGCGGACUUGGUCAGCAAAAGUGCUCAAUAUUGUUUCACCGACAAGAAAAAUCCAGUGGGUUUGAUGCUACUUAGUGAAGUUGCUUUAGGCGAGAUGUAUGAGCUGAAGAAGGCCAAGUAUAUUGAUAAACCUCCAAAAGGAAAAGACUCGACUAAAGGGCUUGGCAAGAAAAUCCCUAACGAGUCCGAACACAUUACGUGGAGGGAUGAUGUUGUCGUGCCUUGUGGAAAACCGUUAUCAUCAAAUGUUAAGGCAUCUGAGUUAAUGUAUAAUGAGUACAUAGUCUACAACACUGAUCAAGUUAAGCUGCAGUUCUUGCUGAAGGUGCGUUUUCAUCACAAAAGGUAAAAAUGAAAAAUGCACAAUGUACAAAAAGAUGGUAGUUUUAUUUUGUUUAUAAAAAAAUUUGAAUGCUAGUAGUGGAUCGACGCUUAUUGCUUAAAGAUCUUUUUUUGGGGUUUACUUGGAGAUCUUAAGUAAAGCGUUUCGUUAUGUAGUUUGGAAUGCUUUUGUAACCGAAGCAAUUUCUAUGUUUUUAGUAAUGUAAUUGCAAAUGGUUUAAUUUCUAACCAUGAUAUUUAUUUGUGA